UAUUCUUAACACCCAUAGAUUCGGCUCUUGACAAAACCGCAGCGCAGUCCACACUUGCUCUUCGCAAAUCGCAAAACCUAUUCAAACCAAAACCGUCUGUCUCUCUCUCUCUCUGCUCCUACAUCCAUGUCGUCCUCUGAACCCCAGCUACCAAAACCACAACCAGAACAGCCACAAGAAGAAGAAGAUGAAUCCUCCAAACCUCAGAGCAAGAAAGCCGCCAAGAAAGAAGCCGCGAAGCUUGAGAAGCUAAAGCGCCGCCAGGAAGCCGCCGUGGCCUCCGGCGUUCAGUCGCUUUCGAUGGAGGAUCCGCUCGCCGACAAUUACGGCGACGUUCCGCUUUUGGACCUCCAGUCGAAGGUCGCUCCCGGUACCAGGGUCUGGACCAAGAUCGGCAAGCUGGCUGAGCCGUUGAAGGACCAGUACGUGCUGGUGCGGGGUCGCGCGCAGCGGAUCCGCGCCAAAGGGAAGACCGCCUUCGUGGUUUUGAGGAAGAAAGGAUUCACUGUGCAGUGCGUCCUCACGGAGCAGGACGGCGUCAUUAGCCGCCCAAUGCUGAAGUACGCCGCCGGGCUCACCCGCGAGUCGAUCGUCGAUGUUGAAGGCGUGGUCUCCGUCCCUGGAAUAACGAUUAACAGUACCACUCAGCAGGUUGAAAUUCAAGUUCGAAAGAUUUUCUGUGUUGACAAAGCUAUGCCAACCUUACCCAUCAAUGUUGAAGAUGCUGCUCGUAGUGAUGUUGAAAUUGAAAAAGCUUUGCAGAAUGGAGAGCAGCUUGUUCGGGUUAACCAAGAUACUCGUUUGAACUAUAGAGUUCUUGACUUUCGAACGCCUGCUAAUCAAGCAAUUUUUCGCAUUCAGGGUCAAGUUGGGAAUGUGUUUAGACAAUUCUUGUUAUCGGAGGAUUUUGUUGAAAUCCACACGCCAAAACUAAUAGCUGGCUCAAGUGAAGGUGGUGCUUCUGUCUUUAAACUGGACUACAAGGGGAAACCUGCAUGCCUAGCUCAAUCACCUCAGCUUCACAAGCAAAUGGCAAUUUGUGGUGAUUUUGAACGUGUGUUUGAGAUUGGCCCUGUUUUCAGAGCAGAGGACUCCUUCACUCAUCGACAUUUGUGUGAGUUUACAGGUCUUGAUGUUGAGAUGGAAAUCAAUGAGCAUUAUUUUGAGGUUAUGGAUGUUGUGGACCGCUUAUUUGUUGCAAUGUUUGAUUCCUUGAACAAUAAUUUUGCGAAGGAGCUAGAAGCAGUGAGGAGGCAAUAUCCAUUUGAGCCUCUGAAGUACCUGCGACAGACCCUAAGGCUGACAUUUGAGGAAGGUAUCCAAAUGCUCAAGGAUGCUGGUGUAGAAGUUGACCCUCUUGGGGACCUAAAUACUGAGGCAGAAAGAAAGUUGGGACAACUUGUUCUAGAGAAGUAUGACACUGAGUUCUACAUCCUCCACCGUUAUCCUUUGGCAGUGAGACCAUUUUAUACAAUGCCUUGCUACGAUAAUCCAACUUACAGUAACUCAUUUGAUGUCUUCAUUCGAGGUGAGGAGAUAAUUUCAGGAGCUCAGCGUGUACAUAAAGCAGAUUUCUUGGCUGAGCGUGCACAGGCAUUAGGAAUUGAUGUCCAGUCAAUAUCAACAUAUGUUGAUUCUUUCCGAUAUGGUGCACCUCCACAUGGUGGGUUUGGUGUAGGAUUGGAGCGUGUGGUGAUGCUUUUCUGUGGUUUGAAUAACAUUCGGAAAACAUCCCUUUUCCCUCGUGACCCACUUAGGAUCGCUCCAUGACGGAAUAUUUCAGCAGUCAUCGACACUCCGAUUCUCUUUUUUAUUCUCCAAAAUUUCAUGCUUUAGAACUGUUGAGAAAUUUAUAUGAGUUCCUGACAAAGGGGGAAUAUUUCUUUUUGGCUCUUUCAAAGCAUGUGAAGCAAUGACAAAUUCCUAUAAAUUGUUACUACUUUUUAUUGCCUUUAUUUGCUGCUA
Messenger RNA from Quercus lobata, 1965 nucleotides. Its product is annotated as Class II aminoacyl-tRNA and biotin synthetases superfamily protein. Gene Ontology annotation, cellular component: cytoplasm; aminoacyl-tRNA synthetase multienzyme complex; cytosol. NCBI's taxonomy places the organism in Eukaryota, Viridiplantae, Streptophyta, Magnoliopsida, Fagales, Fagaceae. The coding region runs from base 127 to 1770 and encodes 547 amino acids. The transcript is spliced from 10 exons. The record is from RefSeq and is a predicted model, not a curated record. Gene Ontology annotation, molecular function: RNA binding; ATP binding; aspartate-tRNA ligase activity. Gene Ontology annotation, biological process: aspartyl-tRNA aminoacylation.